AUGGAAGGACGAUACGGAGUUGUCCAACAGUCGCAACAAAAGUUCAUUCGGCCAGUACACGGGUACAUGGAUAUCCCGACGUUCAAGAAGAGCUCCCGCACGGGGGCGACGGGCUCUUUCGAAGCCCCACAUGCGGCGACUUUGGAUGUACGGCUUGUCAUGCUGGUUACACUACAAUGGCUCGCAAGCGGCGUGUCGGUGCGGAGUCAAGAGCAGUUGUUCCAAUACCACAACCAUGUUACGUUGGCCUACUAUCGACAGCUUGAUGUGCGCGCAAUCAUCAAAGGCUUGGUUGACAGCGGAUUCUAUGGUUCGGAUCGGCAUGAACCUGACCGCGUGCGCUCCAGCUGUGAAGCAUUUCGUCAAGAGCAUCAAACCUUCAACAAGUGUCUUGGUGCUUUGGAUGGUACCCACAUCUCCAUUGUGGUGUCUGCGGAGAUGCAAGAUCGAUUCCAAAAUCGCAAGGACCAGACAUCGACGCACGUAUUGGGUGUCGUCGACGAGUUGGGAAGAUUAAUGGCUGUCUUUGCGGGUGGUGAAGGCUGCUCAUCCAACAGCUUUAUAUACAGCCAGACGGAGUUUGAAGGAAGUGUCCCUAGCGGUUACUUUUACCUUGGUGAUCCUGGCUACCGUUUGUCCAAGGUGCUGCUGACGCCAUACAGAAGCCAACGUUAUCAUCUCCGCGAGUGGGCAGCGAAUACGGACGGCAGACCCAAGACUACCAAGUAA
Messenger RNA from Aphanomyces astaci, 729 nucleotides. RefSeq lists its product as hypothetical. NCBI's taxonomy places the organism in Eukaryota, Oomycota, Saprolegniomycetes, Saprolegniales, Verrucalvaceae. Bases 1 to 729 code for a protein of 242 amino acids. The record is from RefSeq and is a predicted model, not a curated record. The transcript has 2 exons.